This is a messenger RNA of Vitis vinifera (wine grape), 1512 nucleotides long. Its product is annotated as flavin-containing monooxygenase FMO GS-OX-like 3. Bases 91 to 1512 code for a protein of 473 amino acids. The transcript has 7 exons. Gene Ontology annotation, molecular function: NADP binding; flavin adenine dinucleotide binding; N,N-dimethylaniline monooxygenase activity. The record is from RefSeq and is a predicted model, not a curated record. Lineage: Eukaryota; Viridiplantae; Streptophyta; Magnoliopsida; Vitales; Vitaceae.
CACGCCAUCACAUUCAUUUCCUGCACCAUUCGCAGCGUCUUUUGAAAAGAAAGGCGAUCGCACUCCCCAGAAGGCGCCGUCUCAUUCCUAAUGGCCCUGUUAGCGAGAGUGGCCGUGAUCGGAGCAGGCGUCGCUGGCCUCGCUGCCGCCCGCGAGCUCCAUCGGGAAGGCCACCGCGUCGUCGUCCUCGAAAAACGACACAGUCUCGGCGGAACCUGGCUAUACAACUCACGAGUCGACUCCGAUCCGCUCAGCCUCGAUCCUGCCCGCGCCGUCGUCGGCACCAGCCUAUACCACUCUCUCCGCACCAACCUCCCCCGCCAAAUCAUGGGCUUUCUCGAUUAUCCAUUUGCCAAGCGUAUCCAUGGGGACCAAAGAACCUUUCCAGGUCACGAGGAGGUGCUUUGGUUUCUAAACGAGUUCGCCGACGAGUUCCAACUCCGUGAGUUGAUUCGGUUCUGCACCGAGGUCGUCCGAGCGGAGCGAGCUGAGGGGAGGAACGACGAGUGGGUGGUUGAGUCGAGGAGUCGUGGGUCUGAGUCGGCAAAGGUGGUGAGGGAAGUGUAUGACGCUGUGGUCGUUUGUAACGGACACUACACUGAGCCCCAUCUCGUCGAGGUUCCAGGUACGGUUCUUUCUGGUGCGGUGAGUGCAGUUCUACGGUUCUUUUUUGGUGCGGUGAGUGCAGUUCCGGUGUUUUGUAUUGAAAAAUGGCGUGGAUAUCAAAUACAUAGCCACAAUUAUCGCAUUCCUAAACCAUUCACGGGUCAGGUGGUGGUUCUCAUUGGAUUUGGACCUAGUGCUUUUGAUAUCUCUAGAGAUGUGGCGACAGUAGCCAAGGAAGUUCACAUCGCAACAAGAGCCCCUAAUGUAACAGUUGGAAAAUUAGACAACCAUAAAAACAUAUGGCAGCAUGAAAUGAUAGAAUUUGUUGAUGAAGAUGGUAAGGUUGUCUUUCAAGAUGGAUCCUCAGUUCAUGCAGAUACCAUUUUUUACUGUACUGGGUACAAAUACCAUUUUCCAUUUAUUGAAACAAAUGGAAUUGUAACCAUUGACGACAACCGUGUUGGGCCACUGUAUAAACAUGUCUUCCCUCCGCGCUUAGCUCCUUGGCUCUCUUUCAUUGGAAUGCCUAAGCAGGGUACCCCAUUUAUGACAGCCGAGUUACAAUCCAAGUGGUUGGCACAUGUUUUAUCUGGUAAGGCAUUGCUGCCAACAAAAGAGGAGAUGAUGUCUGAUAUCGAAAAAUACUAUCAUCAUAUGGAGGAAACUGGAGUGCCCAAGCGCUUCACCCAUGUCCUUCCCCCCAAUGAGAUUGAGUACAUGAAUUGGCUACUUGCUCAGGUGGGAAUGCCACCAUUGAAGGAGUGGACAGGAAGGAUGUACAAGGAGUGUGCCAUGUUAGCAAAAGCCAAGCGAGAUGGGUACAAGGAUCAAUGGGAUGAUGACUAUUGGGAUGCAGUCAUCGCAUCACAGGUUGAUUCCAUAGUCCCAAAAAACUUGAUAUCUUAG